UUCCUUCACUUGUUUUCUGAAUUGUUGCUGAGUGGAUAUAGUGUAGAUUUCCCUUCCUAUCUGUAUUUUUUUUUCUCUGUCUCACAUUACUGGAAUCGAUGGAACCCAUUUCAUAGAUCUGAUUAUUCGUAGUUUCUGUUUCUUCUGUGCUCUUACCGGUUGAGAAAAGCUUGUUUUGAUCUUGUUUCAGGCUCUCAUUGUGAUUCUGGUGAUGGGUUUCUGGUUUCUUUUUCGUUUGAAGCAUCGAUCAUCUCGAAGCUGAUCUGGGUUUUACUUUGGAUCCCAUGUUCUUCAAGCUUUUCUAAGUUCAGAGCUUUGAUAAGCCCGAGGGAAAGAUCCCAAAAAGAAUUGAUUCUUUUUAUUUGAUCUGUUCUUCUUUAAUAAUAGGAAGUUAAAAGAUAAAAAUUAAAGAUUUUUCUAGUCUGCAACAUCUGAUUUCAGUUCCACGUGAAAUUCACUCUUGUCUGUCCGUGAGUUUUGCGAGCAAAAAAACUCGAGAAACAAUGUAGGAUCAGUAUCCUCCACUGAUGAAUUAGAGCUUCCCCGCUGGAGCUCUCUCUCGCUCUUGUGCUUAAAUGGUAGAUGAGAUCUAGGGUUUUUGGGAUGAUUCGAGAGCAGAGUUGGUGAUCGUUCGUCGCUCAAUGUGUGUCUCGGUUUGUUUGAAGCUGUCUUACAGAUGGGGAAAAGGGGUUGAUACUCGAUAGAGACAGGUUUGGUGGGUUUUUAAUGGAGAUGGUUUACCGUGUUGAUCGGUUUAAGGAAUGCUAGAGGGGCAAUAGUGAAAGAGAUCUUGUCUGAGGAAAGUUUUAGAUCUGAUGGGUUUUAAUCAAGAAAGCGAUCAAGAAAAUAAAACAAACACAGGGUAGAGAGUGAGAGAAACAGAAGAUUAGAAGAUUUGAAGAUGUGAAGCCAAAAUUUUCAAUUAAAGAUAAAGAAGAAGAAGAAGAUCAGAGAAGGGUAUUAUAGAUUAAAGCUCCAUUGUCCAUUUAUUAAAUUCUUAUUAUACUUCUCUGCAGCGACAUUAUCACGUUUUCAAUGGGGCCUCUUCUCCAUCAAAGGUACUUCUUGCUCUUCUAUUCUAUCUUCUUUGUCACUUCUCUUCCCUUCGCACGAUCAGGCGAUGCAGAGGCACUUUUAGCUUUAAAAUCCUCCAUUGAUCCUUCAAACUCACUUCCAUGGCCACAAGGAUCCGAUUUCUGCCAAUGGCAAGGGAUCAAACAAUGCAUGAGCGGAAGAGUCAUAAAACUCGUUGUAGAAUACUUCAACCUAAGCGGAACCCUAGACGAGAAGAGCUUAAACCAGCUCGAUCAGCUACGCGUGUUGAGCUUCAAAGCAAACUCGAUCUCCGGCGAAAUCCCCAGCCUCUCUGGUCUCGUCAGUCUCAAGUCACUCUUCCUCAACGACAACCAAUUCUCCGGUUUCUUCCCGAGCUCCAUUACAAGUCUUCACCGUGUAAAAGUCAUUGUUUUGUCCGGAAACAAAAUCUCCGGUAAGAUUCCGUCAUCAUUGCUCAAACUCCGGCGACUUUACGUUCUUUACUUACAAGACAAUCGAUUCACCGGGACAAUCCCUCCUCUGAAUCAAACUAGUCUCAGAUUUUUCAAUGUGUCAAACAAUCAACUCUCUGGUGAAAUACCCAGUACCCCUGUUCUCAUUCAAUUCAAUUCUUCAUCUUUCUCCCAUAACCUAAACCUCUGCGGCGAACAGAUAGGGAAUCCCUGCAUCAAUCAUGGCCCCCCUGCUCCUAUUAGCCCAGUUCCCUCUUCUUCUUCAAAACAUAGUCGAAGAGCGAAGCUGAUCAAGAUCAUAGCAGGAACGAUUGGUGGGUUUGUGUUGUUAUUGAUCUUCUUGUGUUUAUUAUGGAUUAUUUGCAAGAGUUGCAGAAGAAGAAGAAAGUCACGUGAGGUGAGAAGAAGCAAAGAAGUGGGCAUUGAAACAGGGGAAAGAGGAGAGCCCUCUGGUGGUGCCGCUCCCAGUGGCAGGGACAGUAAUAAUGGGAGAAAACAAGGUGGGUUUUCAUGGGAAGGAGAGGGGCUAGGGAGUUUGGUGUUCCUUGGAGCAGGGGAUCAACAAAUGACGUAUACGUUAGAGGAUCUUCUUAAGGCUUCGGCUGAGACACUUGGGAGAGGUAGUAUAGGGAGUACGUAUAAGGCUGUGAUGGAAUCUGGUUUCAUUGUGACGGUGAAGAGGUUGAAAGAUUCCAAAUAUCCGAGGAUGGAAGAGUUUCGGCGACAGAUGGACAUGAUCGGACGGCUCCGGCAUCCUAAUCUGGUCCCACUUAGGGCUUAUUUUCAGGCUAAGGAAGAGCGUCUUCUGGUCUAUGAUUACUUCCCCAAUGGCAGCUUAUUCUCCCUGAUACAUGGUUCAAGACCAUCAAGUGGUGGGAAGCCUCUUCACUGGACAUCUUGCCUCAAAAUUGCAGAGGACUUAGCAACAGGGUUGGUUUACAUCCAUCAAACUCCUGGGAUGAUGCAUGGGAACUUGAAAUCCUCCAAUGUCUUAUUAGGAUCAGAAUUUGAGUCUUGUCUCACUGACUAUGGGCUCAUGUCAUUCAGAGAUCCUGAAUCAGUUGAAGAACCAAGUACUUCUUCCCUCUUUUACAGAUCUCCUGAAUGCAGGGAUCCAUGGAAACCUUUAACCCAACAAUCUGAUGUCUACAGCUAUGGUGUCCUCCUAUUGGAACUCCUAACAGGAAAAACUCCCUUCCAAGACCUUGUACAGGAACAUGGGGCUGAAAUUCCACGGUGGGUUCGUUCAGUCCGGGAAGAGGAGACAGAAUCUGGGGAUGACCCUCCAUCAGGGAAUGAGACAUCAGAAGAGAAACUUGGGACCCUUUUAAAUAUUGCAAUGGCUUGUGUGUCACUUAAUCCUGAAAGCCGGCCGGCAAUGAGGGAUGUGUUAAGAAUGGUAAGAGAUGCAAGGGCUGAAGCUCAGGUGUCUUCAAAUAGCAGUGAUCAUUCUCCAGGGAGGUGGUCGGAUACAGUACAGAGCUUGCCAAGGGAAGAAGAACAUUUGAACAUAUGAGAGAUUACUGGAUUGGGCAGGACUGAGGUACCUGUCUAAUUCUUCUUUGUUUUUUUCAUUUUCAAUUCUUCCAAGAGCCAUUGUAGAUUGUGGUGGUGUAAAGCUUUUGGGCAGUUUCAUUGCUGUUGAAGAAGAAGAUAUGAUUAGUUUUAAUUAUUUCUGUUCUUUUUCUUAAUUUUCUCCUUUCAUCAGGGAUGGGUUUUGAUUUGGUGGUUCUGGUGGUCAAUUGUAUUCAAAAGUUGAACAAAGUAUGAAGAUGGUUCCCCUCUCUUAUCUCAAAAGGAGGGAAUCAUUUUGAAUAUUAUAAAUUUUCCUCUGCAGAAUCA
Molecule: messenger RNA, 3350 nt
Organism: Macadamia integrifolia
Lineage: Eukaryota; Viridiplantae; Streptophyta; Magnoliopsida; Proteales; Proteaceae
Product: inactive leucine-rich repeat receptor-like serine/threonine-protein kinase At1g60630
Exons: 2
Coding region: 1036-3024 (662 amino acids)
Biological process (GO): protein phosphorylation
Molecular function (GO): protein kinase activity; protein binding; ATP binding
Source: RefSeq, a predicted model, not a curated record